Molecule: messenger RNA, 1960 nt
Organism: Pipistrellus kuhlii (Kuhl's pipistrelle)
Lineage: Eukaryota; Metazoa; Chordata; Mammalia; Chiroptera; Vespertilionidae
Product: cytochrome P450 2C23
Exons: 9
Coding region: 30-1511 (493 amino acids)
Biological process (GO): xenobiotic metabolic process
Cellular component (GO): intracellular membrane-bounded organelle; cytoplasm
Molecular function (GO): heme binding; oxidoreductase activity, acting on paired donors, with incorporation or reduction of molecular oxygen, reduced flavin or flavoprotein as one donor, and incorporation of one atom of oxygen; iron ion binding
Source: RefSeq, a predicted model, not a curated record
UCAAACAGUACUUCAUUCGAGGAGCUGAGAUGGGGCUGCUGGGAAUCACUACUCCUGUUUUUAUUAUUUUUGUUAUUUGCCUGGUUUUCCUUUGGGUGUGGAAAGGUCGCAAACCGGGACGGCUACCACCGGGCCCAACUCCCCUUCCCAUCAUUGGGAAUCUGAUGCAGCUAAACCUGAAGGACGUCCCUGCGUCUCUCUGCGAGUUAGCCAAAGAGUACGGCCCUGUUUACACGUUGUACCUUGGACCCUCGCCCACUGUGGUCUUACAUGGAUAUGAGGCGGUGAAGGAAGCUCUGGUCGAUCAGGGUGAUGAAUUCCUUGGCAGAGGACCUAUUCCAAUUAUCUCAGAUUUCCAAAAAGGACAUGGAAUCCUUUUCAGCAAUGGAGAGACGUGGAAGCAGAUGCGACGCUUUUCCCUCAUGACCCUGAGGAACUUCGGGAUGGGGAAGAGGGACACUGAGGAGAGGGUCCAGGAGGAAGCUCAGUGCCUGGUGGAGGAGCUCAGAAAAACAGGGGCUCAGCCCUUUGACCCUACUUCCAUCCUGUCACUUGCUGUCUGCAAUGUAAUCUGCUCCACCCUCUUCAAUGAGCGUUUCCAGUAUGACGAUGAGGAGUUACUUUACCUGAUGAGUUUGUUAAAUGAAAAUUCUAAGAAAUUAAGCUCUCUAUGGAUCCAGAUGUACAAUCUGUGGCCAAAUCUUAUAAAGCAUCUCCCUGGAAACCACAGAUCAUUUUCCAAAAGGAUGACAAAUGUUAAAAAUUUCAUUCUGGGAAAAGUGAAGGAGCAUCAGAAAUCCCUGGAUCAGAAUAACCCUCGAGACUACAUCGAUUGUUUCCUCAGCAAGAUGGAGCAGGAGAAACACAACCCCAUGUCUGAAUUUGACUUGGAGAACUUGGCCGUCUGUGGAUCCAACUUGUUUGUGGCAGGAACAGAGACCACCAGUUCCACCCUGAGAUUCGGGCUCCUGCUCCUCAUGAAACAUCCAGAGGUGGAAGCCAAAGUUCAUGAAGAAAUUGACAGUGUGAUUGGACACAACCAGAGGCCCUCCUUGAAGGACAAGAUGAAGAUGCCUUACACAGAGGCUGUGUUGAAUGAGAUUCAAAGAUACGUCUCCCUCCUUCCUUCUAAUUUACCACAUGCUGUGACUAAGGACACGAAAUUCAGACAAUAUGUCAUCCCCAAGGGCACCACGGUUUUUCCAUUGUUGUCUUCCGUCUUGUAUGACUGCAAGGAGUUCCCCAACCCAGAGAAGUUUGACCCAGGCCACUUUCUGGAUAAAAAUGGCAGGCUCAGGAAGACAGAUUACUUCGUACCCUUUUCCCUUGGAAAACGGGCCUGUGUUGGCGAGGGCCUGGCCCGCGUGGAGCUGUUCCUCUUCCUCACCACCAUUCUGCAAAACUUUUCCCUGAAGCCCCUGGUGGAGCCCAGCCAACUAGAGACCAAACCCCUUGUAACUGGGCUUCUCAACGUUCCCCGGCCUUUCAAGCUGUGCCUUCUUCCUAGAUGAACGCACUUUUUUAACAAUAUGAUUCAAAGUAAUUGCUUCUCCUCUUACUCCCCAGCAGUCUUUCUCUUCAUUUUAAAUUCUGUGUAGGACAGAAAUACUACUCACUAAAAACUUGAUGGACAUUUGUUUAAAUCUACAAAUCCCUUGACAAAAAGGAGCUGGGUCCUGAAAACUCCAAGGGCACAAACACUGUAUUCACACCCUGUACAGUUCUUGGUGAGCCACGCUUCGGCAGAACCAAGACCAGGCCCGCCCAAGGCUUUUGUCGGGGAUAGUUAGCAAUAGAGAGCCUUUGCUCUUCUUGUGGCUGCGGACAUAUGCUGAUUUUCUGUUGAUUUUCAAAACAAGGACAUUAAUAUAAUAGCCUCUGUGUGUGAUUUCUAUUUCCAAUUGAAAGCAUGUAUAGGAUUUGUACCACAUUCACAAAAUAAAUCCUUACUUCCACAAUA